This is a messenger RNA of Helianthus annuus (common sunflower), 381 nucleotides long. RefSeq lists its product as uncharacterized. NCBI's taxonomy places the organism in Eukaryota, Viridiplantae, Streptophyta, Magnoliopsida, Asterales, Asteraceae. The coding region runs from base 1 to 381 and encodes 126 amino acids. Gene Ontology annotation, molecular function: RNA-DNA hybrid ribonuclease activity; nucleic acid binding. The transcript has a single exon. The record is from RefSeq and is a predicted model, not a curated record.
AUGGGAGUCAAACACAUAGAGGCGCAUGUGGACUCCAUGUUAGUAGCAGGGCAGAUCAAUGGCCAGUACGAUGCCAAAGGAGACAUGAUGGCGCUAUACCUAGACCAAGCAAAAACAUUGCUACAGAACUUCAUUUCCUACAAGGUGCACCACAUCAACCGGAGCGAGAAUAAACCAGCAGAUGCACUAAGCAAACUCGCAUCCACCAGCUUCCAGCACCUAGCCAAGGAUGUGCGCAUUGAAGUUCUAAGCAAUCCGUCAGUACCGCUAAGGCAAGUGAGCGUCAUUCAACUGGGAACGACGUCUUGGAUGACUCCGAUAAUCAUGUAUCUCCAGUCUGGAAUACUACCCGAAAACAAAGCUGAAGCAAGGAAAAUAUAG